Messenger RNA from Lactuca sativa (garden lettuce), 1044 nucleotides. RefSeq names its product ethylene-responsive transcription factor ERF039. Gene Ontology annotation, molecular function: DNA binding; DNA-binding transcription factor activity. Gene Ontology annotation, biological process: regulation of DNA-templated transcription. Lineage: Eukaryota; Viridiplantae; Streptophyta; Magnoliopsida; Asterales; Asteraceae. The record is from RefSeq and is a predicted model, not a curated record.
CCCUCUACAUCCUUCCUUCCAUUUUUAUAUACCAUUUGAGUGCACAUUAUAUUGACCAAUAGUCACAUACCUCUUUUAUCACAAAACAAGAUCAAGCGAUCGAGCAUGGAGAAUGCAACUCAUGUCAACCAAUUCUCAUCUUCCAUGUCUACCACCACCUCCACCUUCACCACUUCUGCCCCCAGAACUAUUACAUGUCGUUCAAAGGAGUGCAAGUCACAGAGAGGCUCAGUAAGAGCUCGAAAGGGAAACAAUGGCAAUGAGGAAAAGAAACUAUGUAAAACUGGUGGUGACGCUAGUGGUUGUGGUGGUGAGGAUGGUGAAGAGCACCACACCUAUCGAGGUGUACGAAAGAGGAGUUGGGGAAAAUGGGUGUCGGAAAUACGUGAGCCACGGAAGAAAUCAAGAAUAUGGCUUGGAACAUUCUGGACGGCAGAAAUGGCAGCUCGAGCACAUGACGUAGCUGCUAUAGCCAUAAAAGGCACCUCGGCCUACCUUAAUUUCCCUCAUUUAGCACAUCUACUUCCACAGCCUGCCACCAGAUCACCCAAAGACAUCAGGGAAGCAGCCGCAAAGGCUGCCGCCAUGACAUGCGGCGGAGAUGGAGAUGGAGCCGAAGCCGAACCAGAUAGCCAACCCAUACUUUCUCACUCUCAGUCAUCAACCACCUUAUCAUCAUCGGAAAACACCCAAGAUGGAGCAGAGCCAGAAAGCCAAGAAACAAUGGCUUCCGACGAUGAUACAUUCUUUGACUUGCCAGAUCUUUCCCUCCACAACACCGACCUGAGCGACGGUUUUUUUAAUGCUUCAUCGUGGCAGGUAGUGGCCGGUGUUGAUAGUGCCUUCCGGCUUGGAGCUGAAGAGCCGUUUCUAUGGGAGAUAUACUAGCUAUAGCUUAUAAUCAAAAGUAAAUAAAUAAAGAUAUAUACUGUAAAUUAUUACUGUAUAUAUUGGACACAAUUCUAGUCCAAUAUAUUUUAUUUAGUUUUAAAAAAAUUAACGUGUAUUAAUUUAUAUCGAUAUAAGUUCGAGUUUUUUCUCUAU